AUGGCGAGGCAGAAAUCGCCACUGUGGAAGCACGUUACAACGGCGAAGGGACCAGACGGCACUUUAACGGCGAAAUGCGUACACUGCUCCAACUCCGUGACUGCUAAUGCAACACGCAUAGGAGAGCACAUCUAUGGGACGCCUUCUGACCAUGAUAAGAAUGUGAAGCCGUGCGGCCACGAAGUCGCCAUCAAACUUCGCGAGGAAGCAGCAGCAGCUAGUGAGCGUUCUGGAAGCGCCACUCCGUCAAUCCAUGGCUCCACUUCGACCCUCGACAUCCAGCCCGCUCGUCGCACUCGGCAGCGGGACAUCCGCCACAUGGUGGAUGACUCUGCACGCGCUCGACUGGACUACCUAUGGGCCGCUGCAGUGGCUGAUAACGAUUGGGCGUUCCACACGUCCAAGUCGCCAGCCGUGCAGAACUUCGUGGAUGCGGCUGUUGCCUACGGGAAACAAUACAACCUCCCGUCCCCCUUCAGGGUUUCUGGUGUGCUGCUUCAAAAACUGGUAGCGGAUACCGAGGACAUUGUACGGCCCCUGAAGGAGAGUUGGAACACUACCGGCUGCACCAUCUCCGUGGACGGCUGGACCUGCAUGAAGAGCCGUGGGCUCGUGUGUGUCAUAGCCCACAAUGACACGGCACCUGUCAUCGUGAAGACCGUGGACUCCAAGACCGCGAAGAAGACGGGGGAGUACUUGGCCGGCCUCAUCCGGACCUUGAUCGCCGAGGUUGGAGACAAGAAGGUGGUCCAAGUCGUCAUGGACAAUGCGUCCAACAACCGCAGGGCGGCCGACAUUCUUCGUGACGGGUUUCCCGCCAUUUUCUUCAACAACUGUGCGGCGCACGUCCUCGACUUGAUGCUUCACGACAUCGGCAACGUCUGUGCUGUGAAGCGGGUGCUAAACCAGGUGCACAGGGUGGUUAUGAUGGUCAAGGGCAGCGCGUCCGCCGUCACGCUCUUCCACGAUUUGUUUAGCACACUGUCCUUGGUGCGUCCCGGUGCAACACGCUUCGGCACGCAGGUUAUUAUGAUUACCCGCUUCCUGGAGGUAAAGAGAGCGCUCAAGGAGAUGGUGAUAAGUGAGGAGUGGGAGGCGGUGGCGGUGGCACGGUCUGAAGAGGGGCAAGCUGUCCGCAAGCUCCUCUUGGAUGAGGUCUUUUGGGACUGCGCGACAGCGGUCCUCCGCCUCAUGACUCCCGUGUACGAAGUGCUGCGGGUGGUUGACACGCGUGCUCUAGUCAUGGGCCAGAUUUAUGGCCUCAUGCUAGAUGCCACGGUGAAGACAAACGAGGCGGCAGAGGCGGCAGCCAAAAUGAUGCUGAAACGCACAGCUCUCUUGCCGGCCAAGGACAAGCCGGCCUUUCUGAAUGCCAUCAAGGCUAUCAUAGCCAGGAGGUGGGACGCCCAGCUCCACAAUCCACUCCAUGCUAUGGGGUGGCUUCUCAACCCCCGCAAUCAGUACCUAGGGGAGGUGAAGAACGAUGCCGAGGUAAGGCGCGGGGCGGAAGCGGUGAUCCAGGCCCGUGGGGGGGAUGUGGCUCAACGCACGCUGCUGUUGGCGCAGCUGACGCAGUUUCAUCAGGGCAAGGGGCUGAUCGGGUCCGAUGACGCCCGUUGGGCAGCAACGGAGUUGGUGGCGAGUGGGCGCUUGACGGAGGCGGAGUGGUGGCUGAUGUACGGCGGGGAAGUGCAAGCGCUCAUGGGGAUGGCUGUGACGCUGCUGUCACAGCCAGUCACGUCAUCUGAGGUGGAGCGCUAUUGGUCCGCCAUUGCACGUGUGCAGAGGCGGGACCGUAACCGCAUCAGCGCCAAAAAGAUGAUGGACGUGACAGAGGUGGCGUUCGCCAGGAGGGCCAGGGAUGCAUUCGAUAGGAAAUCACGGGAGAGGGCGAAGCUCUAUGCCGAUCUGGCCAACGGCACUCUCAAGCAAGGGAGUACCGUUGAACCGGCAGCAGCAGAGGUCGAGGAAGUGGGAGACGACGAGGAGGAGGGAGAGGGGAAUGAGCAGCUAUGCACCAUUGAUUGGGACCUUUUCGGGAACAUUGGGAAGCGGAAGAAGAAGGUGCCUAAGUCCGCUAAAAGGAAGAGAAACGGGAAGGCCAAGCAGCCUACCAAGGGAACGAGGAAGGCAACAACUGUGGGAGAGGAAGAGGGUGAGGAGGAGGAGGCGGCGAAUAGCAGUGGAGGGGAGGAGGAGGACGUGCCCACUAAGGCUCGAACUGGCCAUGAUCCUUGGGACAUCAGUGACGGGUCUAGUGGGGAGGAAGAGGAGGAGGCGGAUGACGAUGAGGAGGAGGAGGAGGAGCAGGAUGAGUAG
Messenger RNA from Closterium sp. Naga37s-1, 2319 nucleotides. The record is from the annotation of a GenBank genome assembly. Lineage: Eukaryota; Viridiplantae; Streptophyta; Zygnematophyceae; Desmidiales; Closteriaceae.